AUGGCUGAGGAGGGAACAACUGCACCGCUUGUUGUCAGUUUUGGCGAUGAGUUAAAACCAGUUGACGCAUGGAUCAAUUUGGGAAUUAAAUGGCUUGAUGAUGUGCGAGCGUUUUACUACGAACGAUCAGUAAUUGAAAAGGAAUAUGCUACAAAGUUAACAGCACUUAGCACUAAGUACUUUGACAAGAAGGCGCGGAUGUCUACAGCGUUGAGUGUUGGUGAGACACCGGUCAUCACCCCAGGGUCAUUGGAAAGCGCGUCGCUAGUCGCGUGGUCUGAAGUUUUGAAUCAAACUGAGCAGAUUGGGAAAGAGCGGCUGCGGAUGUCAAACGAGUUUAAUUUGCAAAUUGCGGAGCAGGUUAAUGGGAUUGCGACGCGGUUUGACGAUCUUCGAAGGCGGUAUGCGUCUUACCACGACAAGUUGAUUGAGGACCGAGAAGGGUUUUACAGCGAGCUGAAGAAGGCCAAGGCCGGAUAUGACGGGGCAUGUGAGGCGAUGGAGAGCGCACGGCUGAAGGCGUCCAAGUCGUAUGACCGGGCCAAGGACAAGGCGAGUCGGCGAAUGGUGGAGAAGGGGGUGGACAUGAACAAUGAGAAGAACACGUACAUUAUUAAGAUCAAUGUGGCGAACCGGGUCAAGGAUAAGUAUUACCAUGAGGACGUACCGGAGUUGUUGGACCAUUUGCAGGCCCUGAACGAGGCGCGGGUGCGGAUGGUGAAUGAUUUCUGGCACCAAGCAAUUCAGGUGGAACGUGGUUGCUGUGAGCGGACGGUAACGUGUUUAGAUGGGAUGGCUGGGUGUGUUGCACAAAACAACCCCGCGUUAGAUUCAGCCAUGUUUGUGAAGCAUAACUUGGGGUCGUGGACAGAGCCCACUGACUUUUAUUUCCAGGAAAGUCCGAUUUGGCACGAUGAGGAUGGGAUUGCGACUGAUGAUGUGUCGUUGCAAUAUUUGAGACGGUGGUUGGAGAAUGCUCAAAACAAGCUUGCUGAGCAUUCGCGGACCAGCGAGUCACGGGCUGAGUCAUAUCGGGCGGUCAUGGAACAACGGCGCGGGUCAGUUUCUGAGUUAGACUCGGGCAAGAUUUCCAAGGCGAGUUACAUUGAGUUGUUAGGCCGAACGCUUGCUGCACUACAAGCGGUGACAUACAAUGAGACUGCGAAGACGAUUGUUGCAGUUGAGAUUGAGACGAUUGAGGUUGCUGCUGGAGAUAAGGAUUUAAAUUCAGUAACGCCAGUGGCUGAGACUAAGAAGAGAAAGGGGUUACUUGGGCUGUUGAGUGGUGGUGGAGGAUCGAGUGGUCAUCAUCAUCAUAGUGUACAAGAUCCAGUUGAUAUUGAUCAUGAGCUACAGUCUGUGAGAUCACUUUCGAUUCAUUCUGGACACCAGGGAGGAGGAGGAGGAGGAGCUGGAGGAGGAUUUUUGUCUUCCUUUAAGAAUACCAUUCGCAAGAGAUCUGGAAGUAUUACUACGGCACCUACGGGAGCAUCUCAAGAGAGUGUUGGUAAUACUAAUGGGUCUAUACCUAGUACUCCAACGACUAGUAUUGGAGGAGGGUUUAAAAGGGGAUAUGGAACUACUACGGGGCGGAUGUUAUAUGGGUACAGUGGACAACAGAGUGGGGAGUUGACACUUAUUGAAGGUGAAGAGUUUAUGGUAGUGGAGGAGGAUGAUGGGACUGGGUGGGUAAUUGGGCGCAAGACUAAUGGUGAGGAAGGUUUAAUUCCAGCGUCAUAUUGUGAGAUUAUUUCCAAUGACAAUGGGAACAAUAACAUUUUACCAGUCCCAUCGAUUGUUUCUGUUAGCACUGGGGAAGAAUCUGUGAGUAGUAGUGCGCGUGGAUCAUUUGGAGGGGGGAAGAAGAAGGGUCCUUCUGUUGCGCCUAGGCGUGGUGGGAAGAAGAUUAGGUAUGUGAUUGCGCAGUAUGAUUAUGAUGCUACGAAUGAGGAAGAGAUUACGAUUAGGGCAGGUGAUAAGAUUGCAGUGACGCAGGAUGAUCCUGGUGAUGGGUGGACCGAAGGAGAGUUGAAUGGGAUGAAGGGGUCUUUCCCAUCAUCAUAUGUGAAGGAUGUUGAUUGA
Molecule: messenger RNA, 2082 nt
Organism: Magnusiomyces paraingens
Lineage: Eukaryota; Fungi; Ascomycota; Dipodascomycetes; Dipodascales; Dipodascaceae
Exons: 3
Coding region: 1-2082 (693 amino acids)
Biological process (GO): regulation of actin filament polymerization
Molecular function (GO): protein binding
Source: RefSeq, a predicted model, not a curated record